AUGAACAAACCUAAGAAAACGGUAAGUUAUUGAGUAUCAAUCAAUCAGAUCAUUUAUUUUUCUCUCGAAGUCACGAGACGACCACGAUUAAGAAAUUUUGAAGCUAACAAGCGGAGGGGUCAUCUUGGAGUGCGAAAGCCUCUUUCAGGUGAACAAUAAUAAUGAGUGACGAUGACGAUGAUUACAAAACCAGGUAUCCUUCCGAAUUCUAUGAGAGGGGGAGGGGGGUUUAAAAAAUAAUUUCCUUGCCCCCAUACUUCUGAUGACUACAAGCCCAAGAUAACUGCACCUUAAAGAUGAAUGCAAGCAACCUAUUUUAAAAAGAACACGAAUUUCAAAGGAGAGCACGGCUUAUUUUGAGUAACAUUUAUCAUUUAUUCAAUUCCUUGCUUUAGGUGAUCCAAGACUACCAGCUAAUCAUUGUGGUGAUUCUUCUCCUGAUGAUCGACGCUUGCGUCCUUUCCACCUGGCAAAUACUGGACCCCAUAUAUACUACUUCUAAGACAUUCCCAAGGAGGGUAGGCCUCGUCUAUUUCUUUAAUUUCCGUACGACUUCAUUAUGAGCCCUUUUUUAUUUUGAUGGGACACUUUUUUCACGUCGUGGACCCAAGUUUGAGCAAGACUUAAAAGUCUAAUUGAAUGCUCCAUAUAUUUAUACAGCAUUGACAAUGCGCCCAAAGUAAAAAGUUGUUACCUGAAUAUUUAAUUCUGAUGUUUUAAGAUGAUUUUAAUACGUUCUCCAUAAAUCAUUUUUACAUAUGUACAAUGCAAUACAUCUGCUUUGUUCUUCUUGUCCAUGUGGAGCAGAGACAACUAGUAGUCCAGUUUAGGCUGAUAUUUUACCUUUUAAAAGAGUUCGUAAUUUUGCUUCAUUCAGAGUAAUAUAAUUAUAGCAAAUAGAAGUAUCACAGAUGAAAAAAGUAAUGGGCGUAAUUAUCAAAUAUUUCAGAUUGACCAAGACGCAGACAUUGCCAUUUACCCAUACCAGACCUUCUGCACUUCAAAAUAUGAAAACUUAUGGACAGGUUUGCUAUAUGGUUACAAAGGCUUCCUUCUGCUAUUCUGCACCUACCUGGCAUGGGAAACUCGCAACUGUCCACAUGCCAGCGCUAAACGAUUCCAAGCAGAUCGGCUUUGCUGUGUACAAUGUGUUCAUUCCUUGUGUCAUUAUCAUACCAAAACUGAACCUAUUGGGGAGUCACAGUGA
Messenger RNA from Pocillopora meandrina, 1207 nucleotides. NCBI's taxonomy places the organism in Eukaryota, Metazoa, Cnidaria, Anthozoa, Scleractinia, Pocilloporidae. The record is from the annotation of a GenBank genome assembly.